Molecule: messenger RNA, 1857 nt
Organism: Scedosporium apiospermum
Lineage: Eukaryota; Fungi; Ascomycota; Sordariomycetes; Microascales; Microascaceae
Product: putative COPII vesicles protein Yip3
Exons: 2
Coding region: 1-1857 (618 amino acids)
Cellular component (GO): Golgi apparatus
Source: RefSeq, a predicted model, not a curated record
AUGGCCCGCAUUCAGAUUCCCGUCGACGUUCUCACGUCUCGUCUCAACAUUGGAGACCGCAUCAACAGCAUGCGCUCCGGCGGCCUUGCCAACCGCUUCUCCAACCUCCGUCCCAUCUCCGAGUUCUUCGACUUCAAGCGCGUCUCGAAGCCCCAGAACUUUUCCGAAAUCCAGUCCCGCGUCAACUACAAUCUCGGCUACUUCUCCAGCAACUAUGCCGUCGUCUUCGUCAUGCUCAGCCUGUACGCCCUCUUGACCAACUGGCUUCUCCUAUUCGACAUCAUCCUCGUCGUCGCCGGCAUGUACCUCAUCGGCCGCCUCGAGGGCCGUGAUCUCGAGGUCGGCAACUUCAAGGCGACGACCUCGCAACUCUACACUACUCUUCUCGUCAUUGCUAUUCCUCUCGGUCUUAUUGCUUCGCCCUUCAGCACCAUCAUGUGGCUGAUUGGCGCCUCUGGCGUGACUAUUCUCGGUGGUCGGCCGCGAGCUCCCGAUUUUGCGCCCCAAUGGGGAAGACCAUCGAGGCGCGGGCGGCGGAGGGGGGAACAUGGGGGCCAAGACUUCUGGGACCCGAUUCGGCGGGUCGUUGAGGAGGUUGACACGGACGAAGAUGGCGAGGCUGCGGAGGGCCGUGGAGCAGGUAAUGGUUUAAACAAGGGGCGGAGUAGACGAUUUGGCGGCGAGGAGUCGUCCCGAUAUCCGGGUAUAGACAUGGGUGAACAAGGAAACAACAAUCACGUAACGGCGAGAAGAGGUUUUGCUUACCAUUCCGAAGAGGAGGAAGAAGGGGGUGAUGGCAGGAAACACGAUGAUGAAAGUUCAAGUGACGACGACCUAGCGAGCGUGGAUCUGGACGCGCUCUCUCCGGCGGAAAGGGACGAAGUUCUUUUGCGGUCCGCUUUCCGCCAGAUCGAGAGAGCAAAGGAAAAGGGCAGGUCGGACGUCCAUCUCACCAAGGAAGAAUUGGCGGCGUUGGAACGUAGGAGGAAACGCAUGGAGGAGGAAGCGGCUGCCCGGAAGGCGGCACGAAAGAGGUCAAGAUCUCAGCGCGUCGCAGUACCCUUAUCUCAGUUCGAGCCGACCUCUCGUAAGAAGAGAGUGCCUUCGGCGGCUGAUUUGGCGGCUCUCGAUCCUCAUAGCAGCGGUGGUGGCUACCCGCCCAUGGGGUACUUCCCACCUCCGUCGGCAACAAGAACACGAUCGUCUACGACAAGCUCCGGCCGCCCUCCCAGUCGCGGUGGGGAUCGCCGUGGGUCUCCGCCAUUUACAUACUCCUACGUGGAGCAGCAGCAGCAGAUAUUGAUGCAGCGAUACGCGUCGGACCCUAACGCUUCCCGGUCCAGGGGGGCCCGGGCGAGACACGAAGAAGACGCCGAGGCCUCGUCAAACUCAUCCAACACGAGCCCGCGGCCUCCCGUCCCCGUCGACCCUUUCCAGUAUCAGGUUGCGGGUCCGCGCGCGCCUCGCGCUCCUGGCGCUGCGGCCCCUUCCGGUGCUAGGAGACCGGUAUCGGGCCCGGCGGAAGUUGCGUACGGUGGUCCUCGUCGGGACACGGUGACAGGGCCUCCUGCUGCAGCUAGGAGGCAGGCCAAACCGAACGAGGAGACGAGCGAGGAGUCUAGCGAGGGUUCAAGCGAUGACGAUGAUGACGACGAGGACGGUGAUGAAGACAACGGUGUUCCCGCUAAGGCCCCGAGUCCUCCUCAGACGAGAAGAGCAACUCGCGCCACGGCCAUCGUUGUCGAGGAGGAGGAGAGGCCUAAGAAGCCCCCCACUCCUCAGAAGAAACCUGCUGGCGAUAAGAGCGGCGGUGGUGGAGGAGGAGGAGGAGGACAGAGGAGGCGGAAACGGAGAUGA